Messenger RNA from Apiotrichum porosum, 2853 nucleotides. RefSeq names its product Vacuolar protein sorting-associated protein 35 (gene VPS35). NCBI's taxonomy places the organism in Eukaryota, Fungi, Basidiomycota, Tremellomycetes, Trichosporonales, Trichosporonaceae. Gene Ontology annotation, cellular component: retromer, cargo-selective complex; retromer complex; late endosome. The record is from RefSeq and is a predicted model, not a curated record. Gene Ontology annotation, biological process: retrograde transport, endosome to Golgi; intracellular protein transport. Bases 1 to 2853 code for a protein of 950 amino acids. The transcript is spliced from 5 exons.
AUGUCGGUCCAGGAUGACCCCAAGAUCCUCGCCGACGCGCUCAAUGUUGUCAAGGUCCAGACAGUCCAGCUCAAGCGGUGUCUCGAGGCCGAAGAGAUCAUGGAGGCGCUCAAGGCCGCGUCGACCAUGCUGUCCGAGCUGCGUACAUCGUCCCUCUCGCCCAAACAAUACUACGAGCUUUACAUGUCGGUGUUUGACUCGCUUCGCCAUCUCAGCACGUACCUGUACGAGGCUCAUGUCGAGGGCAAGCACCACCUCGCAGACCUGUAUGAGCUUGUCCAAUAUGCCGGCAACAUUGUGCCCCGCCUCUACCUCAUGAUUACUGUCGGAUCCGUGUACAUGUCGAUCCCGGAUGCCCCCGUACGGGAGAUCAUGAAGGACAUGCUCGAGAUGUCGCGCGGUGUUCAGCAUCCUACUCGCGGCCUGUUCCUCCGCCACUACCUUUCUGGCCAGACUCGCGAUUUCCUUCCUGUCGGCAUUGAGGAUGGACCCAGUGGCAACCUGCCAGACUCUAUCGGCUUUGUGCUCACCAACUUUAUCGAGAUGAACAAGCUCUGGGUGCGUCUUCAGCACCAGGGCCACUCGCGCGAACGUGAGAAGCGCGAGACCGAGCGCCGGGACCUGCGCAUCCUGGUCGGUACCAACCUCGUGCGCCUGUCGCAGCUCGAGGGUGUCGACGUCGACAUGUACUCGAAGACGAUACUCCCUGCCAUCCUGGAGCAGGUCGUCAACUGCAAGGACGUGAUUGCCCAAGAGUACCUCAUGGAGGUCGUCAUCCAGGUGUUCACCGACGAGUUCCACCUGCACACCCUCACACCGUUCCUCUCUGCCACUGCCCAGCUGCACCCGCGUGUCAACGUCAAGAACAUUGUCAUUUCGCUCAUUGACCGUCUGGCGGCGUAUGCGGCUCGCGAGGCUGAGAAUGAGGACCCAGAUGAGAAGAAGCGCGGCGAGGAGGAGGCUGCUCGCAGGCUUGCCGACAAGGUGAAGGGCGCGCGCGACCAGCACGUUCGCCAGAGCAUUGAUGGUGGCAAGCCCCAAUCGCCCCGUCCCGCCGAGGCCGACGAGUGGGCCGGCAAGGACGACGAGGCCAAGGAGGAGGUCAAGGAAGAGGCCAAGGAGAAUGGCAGUGCCGAGACUGGCGACGAGGAGAAGAAGAAGGGGGAAGAGGGAGAGACGGCUGAGGAGCCCAAGGAUCCCGAGGAGCAGCCCAAGGAGGAGGCUGCGGUGUUGCCCAAGCCUAAGACGUUUCGUGGCAUCCCCGAGGACGCCCGCCUUUUCGAGGUGUUCUGGCAGCAGAUUGUCGAGCUUAUCAAGGCUCGCCCAGACCUUUCCAUUCAGGACAUUACCGCACUCUUUGUGUCGCUCGCCAACCUGUCGCUCAGCUGCUACCCGGACCGCCUCGAGUACAUUGACCAGAUCCUUUCGUACGCCACCUCCAAGGUGCACGAGUUCCAGCAGAGCCAGGACUUGCAUGCGCCGCAGACGACUGCCAACCUUCUGGCGCUGCUGCUCGCCCCCAUCCAGUCGUACCUCUCGGUCCUCACCCUUCUUGCGAUUCCGUCGUACACCCCUCUGCUGGCUGCUCAGCCGUACACGACCCGUGCAGCUAUUGGCCACGCCGUCGUGUCGUCGGUUCUCAAGAACAACACUCUGAUCGAAACUACGGUCGACGUCGAGGGUGUUCUUGGCCUUUGCGCGGUGCUCAUCCGCGACCAAAAGGACGCUACCGGCGCCCAGGGUCCCGCGGCACGCAGGCAGCCUGUCGACCUGCGUGAGAUGGCCGAGGAACAAGGAUGGGUUGCGCGCAUGGUGCACCUCUUCCGCUCCGAAGACCUUGCCACGCAAAACGACCUGUUGCAGACUGCCAACCGCAUCUUUGCCGACGGUGGCGAGAGGAUACGCUGGACGUUCCCGCCCCUCAUCGCCAGCAGCAUCCAGCUGGCGCGGAGGUUCCGCGCGCGCCAGGCCGAGGAGAAGGACUGGGAGACUCGCGUGUCAUCGCUGUUCAAGUUUAUCCAUCGCCUAAUCUCUAUCCUGUACAACAAGGUCGAGGCGCCCGAGACGUGUCUGCGACUCUUCCUCCUGGCCGCUCAGGUCGCCGACGACUGUGGUCUCGAAGAGCUCACGUACGAGUUCUUCGUCCAGGCCUUUGUCAUUUACGAAGAGUCCAUCUCCGAGUCUCGGGCUCAGCUCCAGGCUAUUACGGGUAUCAUUAGCACGCUCCAGGCUUCGCGCGUGUUUGGUCCUGACAACUAUGACACGCUCAUCACAAAGGCGGCGCUGCACGGCUCCAAGCUCCUCAAGAAGAGCCACCAGGCCACAGCGGUGCUGUACGCAUCGCACAUGUGGUGGCAGGGCGACGAGGCCGGCCGCGAACCCCGCACCAAGCCGCCUCUCAGGGACGGCAAACGCGUGCUCGAGUGUCUCCAAAAGUCGCUCCGCAUCGCCACGGGCUGCAUCGACGAGCUCACUUCGGUCCAGCUGUAUGUGGACGCGCUGGACCGUUACCUUUAUUACUUUGAGCAAGGUGUCGAGGCCGUCACGCCCAAGUACAUCAACAGCCUGGUCGAGCUCAUCACAUCCAACAUUGAUUCCGUGCACAGCACCGACGUGCACCCGUCGUCUGCCAGCCCGCCCGGCCUGGUUGACGGUGUCAACACGCCCGACAUGAUUGUCAAGCACUUUAAGAACACGCUCCGUUACAUCCAGAGCAAGCAGAGGCAACACGCCGGACGGGGCAGCGACGAGGAGGAGGGCGAAGAGGGCGAGGACGGCGAGCGCGGCAAACCUGUAGACUGGAGCGCUGUCGACGUCGUCGGCGGCUCCCUCAAGAUGGGCAUGUCGCAGUAA